CCUCCACGCAUCAUCAUCUAUCCGCCUAUCUAUCUAGUAUCUGCCUAGCUACCUACAACCACCUAGGGCUCAUGUACUUUCUUGCUUAAUUAUUGAUUUACACUUCCUUGCUUAAUUGUCGAUUUACUUGCUAUAUGUAUACAUAUAAAUAUAGGAGGUGUUGCUUGUGCUCGGGACUUGUAACUUGUGAGAUCUAGGGUUCUUGUGCUUAAUUGCUCUCUGCCAUGGCAGUCGCUCGCCUUCUUCUCGGACGCCAUUUCGCCGCCGGCAAUGGAGCUGUCAUUCUCGUGAUUCUCCGGCUUCUCUUCGGAGCUCUGGGCGCGGAGGGCGCGUCGUCGUUCAGCUUCACCAAUGCCUGCCAGCACCCGGUGUGGGUGGGCGCUCUCCAUGGCGCCAGCUCGCCGCCGCUCGCGCUCUCCGGCUUCUACCUUCCGCCAUCUUCCACGUCCCGCCUCGCCGCCCCGUCCUCUGGGAGCUGGUCCGGCACGUUCUGGGCGCGCACGGGCUGCGCGGUCGACUCCGCCACCGGCCGCUUCUCCUGCGCCACGGCCGACUGUGGCACGGGCGACGUCGCCUGCGACGGCCGCGGGCCGGCGGCCCCGGUCUCGCUCGUCGAGGUCACGCUCGCCGCGCCCGGCAGCGGCGGCCAGGACUUCUACGACGUCAGCCUCGUCGACGGGUUCAACGUGCCGGUGCGCGUGGCGCCCUCGGGCGGCGGCGGGGACUGCCUCCCCGCGGCGUGCGCGGGCGACGUGAACGCGAUGUGCCCCUCGGACCUCCGCGUCGUGGCCGCGUCCGGCGGUGGCAGCGGCGUCAUCGCGUGCCAGAGCGCGUGCAACGCGUACGGCACUGCGCGCUACUGCUGCACCGGCCAGUACGGUACGCCGGCGGCGUGCGGGCCGACCAACUACUCGCAGGUCUUCAAGAGCGCCUGCCCGGCGGCGUACAGCUACGCCUACGACGACGCAAGCAGCACCUUCACAUGCUCCGGCGCCUCCAGCUAUGACGUCACCUUCUGCCCUGGGACUUGAUGCCGUGAUAAUCUUGUGAAGGAGAUGGUCACAAGCGGAUGAGAUUAUGAUUCUUGGUGGUUCCUUAAAUAUUUUGUUUUUAAUAAAGAGUAGUGAGAGAUACAGUAUAAUCCGUUUGGAAGAAGGAAUCUCGUAGGAGUUUUGUAGGAAACGCCAUCUCCAGACUAGAUGUUUCCUGCAAAAUUCCUACAGAAAUAA
Phragmites australis (common reed) is the source of this 1229-nucleotide messenger RNA. Its product is annotated as thaumatin-like protein 1b. NCBI's taxonomy places the organism in Eukaryota, Viridiplantae, Streptophyta, Magnoliopsida, Poales, Poaceae. Gene Ontology annotation, biological process: defense response. The transcript is spliced from 2 exons. Bases 225 to 1031 code for a protein of 268 amino acids. The record is from RefSeq and is a predicted model, not a curated record. Gene Ontology annotation, cellular component: extracellular region.